AUGGGACCUUCGGGGAGCGUGCUGAGCAGCGGACAGAUGCAGGUGGUCCUGUGGGGCAGUUUGGCGGCUCUCGUCACUUUCUUCCUCAUCAGUUUCCUCGUCUUUCUGUGCUCCAGUUGUGACAGAGAAAAGAAGCCGAGACAGCACAGCGGGGACCACGAGAACCUGAUGAACGUGCCUUCUGACAAGGAGAUGUUCAGCCGCUCAAUAACUAGCCUGGCCACAGAUGCACCUGCCAGCAGUGAACAGAACGGAAUACUCACCAAUGGGGACAUUCUUUCAGAAGACAGUACUCUGACCUGCAUGCAACAUUAUGAGGAAGUCCAGACCUCAGCUUCAGAUCUGCUGGACUCCCAGGACAGCUCGGGGAAGCCAAAAUGUCAUCAGAGCCGGGAACUGCCCAGAAUUCCUCCUGACAGCGCCGUGGACAUGAUGCUCAAUGCGAGAGCCGUGGAUGGGGACCAGGGCCUGGGGACGGAAGGGCCAUACGAAGUACUCAAGGAUAGUUCCUCCCAAGAAAAUAUGGUGGAGGACUGCUUGUAUGAAACUGUGAAAGAAAUUAAGGAGGUGGCGGCAGCUGUGAACCCAGGGAAAGGCCAUGGCAGCAGGUCAAAGUCAACUUCCGCUUUGAAAGAGCUUCCGGGGCCUCAAGCCCCCCAAGCAGACUUUGCUGAGUAUGCCUCAGUGGACAGAAACAAAAAAUGUCGACAGAGUGUUAAUGCAGAGACUGUUCUUGGAAAUUCAUGCGAUCUGGAAGAGGAAGCCCCACCACCUGUCCCCGUUAAACUUCUGGAUGAGAAUGAAAACCUUCAGGAGAAGAGAGAGAGCAAGACAGGAGACGAAGGAGCCACAGAGGGGACCAGUGAAACCAACAAGAGAUUUAGUUCAUUGUCGUACAAGUCCCGGGAAGAGGACCCAACUCUCACAGAAGAAGAGAUCUCAGCCAUGUAUUCAUCAGUAAAUAAACCUGGGCAGUCAGGGAAUAAAUCGGGACAGUCUCUUAAAGCUCCAGAGUCCACCUACACCUCCAUCCAAAGCGCCGCUCAGAGAUCCCCCUCUUCCUGUAACGAUCUCUACGCGACUGUUAAAGACUUCGAGAAAACGCCAAACAGCGGUAGCAUGCUUCCAGCAGCAGUGAGACCCAGUGAGGAACCCGAGCCCGAUUAUGAAGCAAUACAGGCUCUAAACAGAGAGGAAGAAAAGGCCACCCCAGAGACCAAUGGCCACCGUGGCCUUCUCCCGAAGGAGAAUGACUAUGAGAGCAUUGGGGACUUGCAGCAGUGCAGAGACAUCACCAGGCUCUAG
Molecule: messenger RNA, 1305 nt
Organism: Puma concolor (puma)
Lineage: Eukaryota; Metazoa; Chordata; Mammalia; Carnivora; Felidae
Gene: PAG1
Product: phosphoprotein membrane anchor with glycosphingolipid microdomains 1
Biological process (GO): intracellular signal transduction; negative regulation of T cell activation
Cellular component (GO): plasma membrane; membrane raft
Molecular function (GO): SH2 domain binding
Source: RefSeq, a predicted model, not a curated record